CGACAAACUCUGUAUUUUUGCUUCGUGCAGCAUUUUCGCUUCUUGUUGGUUUCGCAGCUUCGAGGCACGUCUUGUUGCGGUUUACCUUGACGCAUCUUUCCGCAGUUUCCCCUCAGGUAAGUGAAGUUUUGUUGAGUUAUUCGAACUUCCCGCAGCAAAUAGGUCUAAGGCAACUUAUCAUGAUAUCAGAAAUCUAUGUAGCGGUGUGUUUUCUAGCAAACAGACGCUUCGUUUCGCUCCGGCUUCGAUAACGACUUAUGUCGGAUCAAAUCAGUUGCCUGUCUCAGGAGAUUCAACUUCUCUGUGCGCCCAGAUUUGAGACUUGUAUAUGGCGCACCGUUUGUUUCAAAAUUAAUUUUUUCAUUGGUUAUAAAUUUUUAAUCUUUUUCUGUUCUGAAUCAUGGAUUUAAGCGCUUAAAAUCAGAAAGAAGGACUCCUUGAUCUCUCCAUCAUUGCUUUUUCGUCGUCAUUAUUAGAAACACCUUAGUAGUUUACUAUGAACUCCAAUCAAUCAGUUGUGCGGAUCGGAUUUACCGACCAGUUAUCGAUCAAUUGAAAUAUUAUUAUAUUGUGCUAAUUUUCUACCAGAUACACGUAAAAUCGAUCAGCUAGCAUAUCAUCAAUCGGUAAUCUGUCGUGUAAAAUCGACCAUAUAUCCGUAAUCAAUGACAAGCUGUCUCAAAUUUUGAUCAGUUUUGCUGACAAGCGAUCAGUUCAUUAUCAAUCAGUUGUCGGGUACUAUACUAUUGAUACAUUGAUCAGCGUAAACCCGGCUUGUACAAAUCUACCAGUUUUACGUAUUUUAUCCAGUUGGGCUUGAAAUGGAUCAGUCGAAUGAUCGAUCAGUAGUGCGUAUCUUCAUUCAGUUGUGACUAAAAUCGAUCAGUUGUUAUAUGAUCGAUCAGUAGUGCGUAUUUUCAUUCAGUUGUGACUAAAAUCGAUCAGUUGUUAUAUGAUCGAUCAGUAGUGCGUAUUUUCAUUCAGUUGUGACUAAAAUCGAUCAGUCGUUAUAAGAUCGAUCAGUAGUGCGUAUCUUCAUUCAGUUGUGGCUAAAAUCGAUCAGUUGUUAUAUGAUCGAUCAGUAGUGCGUAUUUUCAUUCAGUUGUGACUAAAAUCGAUCAGUUGUCAUAUGAUCGAUCAGUAGUGCGUAUCUUCAUUCAGUUGUGACUAAAAUCGAUCAGUUGUUAUAUGAUCGAUCAGUAGUGCGUAUUUUCAUUCAGUUGUGACUAAAAUAAAUCAGUUGUCAUAUGAUCGAUCAGUUGCGCGUAUUUUCAUUCAGUUGUGACUAAAAUAAAUCAGUUGUCAUAUGAUCGAUCAGUUGCGCGUAUUUUCAUUCAGUUGUGACUAAAAUAAAUCAGUUGUCAUAUAAUCGAUCAGUAGUGCGUAUUUUCAUUCAGUUGUGACUAAAAUAAAUCAGUUGUCAUAUGAUCGAUCAGUAGUGCGUAUCUUCAUUCAGUUGUGACUAAAAUAAAUCAGUUGUCAUAUGAUCGAUCAGUUGCGCGUAUUUUCAUUCAGUUGUGACUAAAAUAAAUCAGUUGUCAUAUAAUCGAUCAGUAGUGCGUAUUUUCAUUCAGUUGUAACCUGAGAUCAGGCUCAAUUUUCGUUUCGCUUUGUAAUAACAUUCCGGCUGGCAAGGCGAAACGAAAAGAGAGCCUGAUACAAACCUUUAACGAAAUGUCUGCCGCCCACUUUUUUGAUUGACAUUUGCCGAAUCAGCCAAUCAGAAUUACUUCCGUUGCUUGUUUUUCUAGUAUGCAAAUUUUUCACGCGUGGGAAAUAUGCAGACUGGCUGAUUAAAAAAUAGCUUUUAUCUGUUAACUUUUUUAGCUAAAAAUAAGACAGUCAGCACAAUCACAUUUAAGAGAGUGUCUCUGUAAGAGCGGUCCGGUCGAUUUUGCUUGAGACACAGAUUUAGCUCAUUUCGUGUAUGUUGUAAGACAUUCAUGUACCUGUACUAAAACCACAAUCCGUUUGAUCGGAUCUCUUUAUUUUUCAGAGUUUUACGGAAAUUAAAUUUCACUCGAGCGAAGGCCUGUCGUGACACUUUUCAAGACUUUAAUUUGAGACAACUUUGGAGGACAAUUUACAAAAAAGUACGGGACUCAGCAAAAAUCAAAUACCACAGACAUGUAUAAUAACUCUGUCUUAUCCAUCGAGGCGACUUUCGUGAACAUCACGUUUCAAUCAAGCAAACAGGAAGACUUGAACGACACCUUAUCGGUUCGCUUAAGUCACACACGCGAAAACCGAUCAAAUUCAAGGUACAUUUUUGAAAAAGUGAGGCGUUCUUAUUUGAUCCAACUAAUAUAGCUAGGAAGUAGGUGCCAUAGAAAAGGUAACUACAGAAAAAAACUUUGCGGCCCGACCUUUACUACAACUUUAUAACUCCGUGAACUUACCUAAUUUUCGGCAAUCUCCAAGUUCUGCCGCCAUUUUGAGGGACUUGUCAACAUGAAGCGUAGCAGAUAUAAAUCGAGCAGGUAGAUCUAAAACGGUCAGAAAUACAUACGAAAGCAUUCAAAUGAACUUCACUUUCUAUUUAGGGGGCAAAAUUUGAAAUUGUUUGUUAAACCUAUCAUUCCUACAUCCCCAUGGGACCAUUAUUUCUUCCAACAGGCCUGCUUCCAACAAUUCAAACACUACAACUAGUGACCACUAGUGUUCGAAUUUCCCUUGUCGAUUCCACCGUAAGAAAUAACCUGUGCCACCCAAGCUUCGACUCGAAUGUGAAGUACGAAUCAACAACAUAACUGCGUCAUCUUCGAGACCAUAUCACACUGGUAUUUUGAUUUUCUGAUCGACAAGAACGGUGAUCAGGAGGUGAUCGCCAUGUCUACCUCAUAAACGUGACCGCUGACCAGCCGCUGAAUGAAAACAGUACGGCGCAGGGUGGUGUGGGUGGCGGACUUAUCGUCAUAAGAUAUUCGAAUACACGCUAAAAAAGCUUUAGGACUCUCAGUCUAAACAGUGAAGGCAUGCUUCGUGGUACAGACAACUUUUAUUUUAUUCUCGUAACUUUUUCUUUUAAAUUAGAACUGGUAUUAAUUAAUAGAGUCAUUUAAAUAUUUUUAACCGAGGUACCCAUAUGACCUUUUUGCUUGUCCUCAUUGGUAUAAAAUAAGGUGUCUUUUCUUCCAGAACCUUUUAUUUAUGCGUUAUUGCACGGAAUGAACAUUAUACUUAGAAGGUUUGUUCUAAAUCAUUUUUGCUGUUCCCAAGAAUGUAUGCAAAAUCAUUGCUUUAUACAAAGCUGACUCUAAAAUAUGAUUUUCCGUAACAGUAACCAAUGUCAUUUACGUAAGGUGUUAAUAAAACUAGCAAUGUACAAUUUUUAGCGUUUUCCAGUUAUAAGCCUGACAUACAAUUGUCAAGUGAACUAUGUUAGUUUCAGCUCAUUCCUUGAUUCGAUGUGACCUUUUAUCACUAAACCCCAUUCUUUUCAUUUACAAUUGUCACAAGGUUGAGCCCGCAAGGCAUCUUGGUCUAUGGCAGUUUUAGGCCACCGUCAAAAAUUUUUCAAUUUGUUUUAAUUUCAUUUACUUUCAGUUGACUUCGCUUUGAGAUUAAUUUCAUUUAACACAGAAGGUUUUGAUUUCCUUUCAUUUUCAUUUUCAUUUUAAAUUGUUUUGAAAAUGAAAUGAAAUGAAAUAAAAAUAAAAAAUAGAAUAAAAUGAAUAAAAUAAAAUAAACAAAAUGAAAUAACUAAAACCAUUCAUAUAAAAGGAAAAAAGCUGAAAAUAUAACAAAAUCCGUAUGGCAGCUCUAGGCCACCAUACAUGUCUGUAGUAGGUGGCCAAAUGAACAAUAUUCACCCCUGUUGUGCAAGUUGUUAAAUUUGCCAGGAUUAUGGAACGGAUUGAUGAAAUAAGCAUCAAGAGGAUUCAUUUUGAAGAAAAGAUUAGAGGACAUUUUUUAUCUAUUUGCCUACAGAGUCAAUGAUUUAUCACACCUAGUUGUUUCGAUCAUAUUCGAAACGAUAAAUGUCCUAAUGACAGUAGACGCAUCAUUCCAUUUGUUGCUUCUGUUCCUAGUUUCUGGUUCCUCGCAGGAAAGCAUGCCUUAGAGAACUCUUCGAUAGUUUGUCAUGUGCCGCUUUAAAUGUUUUUUUUUAUAGAUAUCCUUUAUCUUUGAAAGCUAGGACAUGUGGUAAUUGAUUUCCUAUGCGUGGUUGCUUCUUGCUUCAGAUAAAACUUUGAUCAGAUCGUAAGCAUUAUAUAUUUGUUCUUGUAUUUCUUUCAUUUUUGCCUUGUCGUGAGAGACCACUGCCAGCGGGGAAAUACAUGUUCUUUUCAAGGUUUUAAUUUCCGUAGCUUUUUAUAAGAUGAGUCGAAGCAUCGUAGCUGAAAUGUCAUCUUGACUAUGAUCAAUUUACUACUAUAACUAUUUAUUUCACGCUGGGUCUUGCCCAGGUUUAUAAUAUUUCAGAUCAUUGUUUUGUGGCGAUACUUGAGUUAUUAAUGAGCGAUUGUCAGAGAUUUGUGAAUCAGUCAGUCACCACCUUUUGUCAGGGCUGGUUAAAUUGAAAUAAAUAAGUGUGAGUGUAAUGUCUUUAAGCUACAUUUCCUUUCGCUGUAGCGAUUAUUUUGUCCAGGUUUUGUUUAUGUCAUGUAUUACCGCAUUUUAUAAAGCGAAACCAAAGGCCCACAUCACAUACAUAGCUUAAGAAGCAAUUGCUUCAUAAAGAAGUCAGCAUUCAAGGUCGCAGGAAACCUUGUUAUAGUCGUGAAAUUCAUGUUCCAAAGCAUAUUCGGUAACUCUCGCCAAAAUCGAUCCAAGACGUGCCAGCACGCGAGAUCACAAGGAGUCACUGGAACUGUAUUCUAUCCUUUGAUCUGAUUGGCCAACAUCAAAACAAAAGCUUUUAUGUCAUGGAAAUCGUUUUGUCACUCGGGUUCGGAGACAUUAUGAAUAUUCCUAUUUUUCUGCCAAUUUGAGGCUGAAAAUAUUCGUGUAAUAUUCUUAAUUGUAGCUUAUGACAUUUCUGUUUAAGGAUUUAUUCGGGCCAGACUGCAGACAACAAAGACUGAUAUGAUGCUUUAUUUGCAUUGAGCAUAUGGCUUUUUGUUUUACUUGUCUCCUAGUUUUGUUAUUUAAAACAGAAAGAAUUUAUCAUGAAAAAUUUUGUGGUUUUGUUCAUGUCUUUUGCAUUGUACAUAUUUUGUACUGCACAAAUACAUUACAUGUCUCGCUCAUCAUUGAACAUUUUGGCUAUCGCUAGUGAAGAGUGUUUCGUUUGUUUGCUAGUUUUGCCGUUUAGAGAAAGGAAUAAUUUUAUACAAGUGAAAACCUAUCAUUGUAUUGUAUUUACAGAUUUUCAAUGCGCGAAAUUAUAUUCUUUUUACAAUUUCACCCUCAGGUUUAUUCUUAAAAUAUUCUUAAAAUUUUGCAAAUUUCAGCCUCGAUAUUCUUAUAAAAUAUAUUCUUAUAAAAAAGAAAGAGUGUAAUGUGAAGUGAUUUACUUUACGCAAAUAGUUCAAUGUAAUGUCAACGAUUUGAUUGAGAGACAAAUGGGUUAAAGCAUACGUAAAUAGUUCAAUAUAAUGUCAGUGAUUUGAUUGAGAGACAAGUGGUUGAAAGUGUACACAAAUGAUUCAAUGUAAUGUCACAUGAUUUAAUCAAGAGGCAAAUGGUUUACAAUUGUUGGCACCGAAACCACUAAAAAUACAAGAGUGAAAUAGCAGGUGCGUAGAAGGGGGGGGCGGUCGAGGGGUUCGAACGAACCCCCUUUGCAGGUCAAUGAUGGAGAACCAAAAACACAAGCAGUUAAUUUUCACCUUUUUUUAGUGGAGGAAUGGAGAACAAACUUUGAGUGUGUUAGCUCAGUUUAAAUUUUCCCUGCAAGAAAAUGUUAACAGUAUCAGGAAAGUCUUAUGGGUGCAAAUAAAAAUUGUUAAGAGUUUGAGUACAAAUGAAAUUCCAAAGUUCUCAGUAUUUCCCACUGUUAAGAAAUAUUAGUAUCAGUACGAACACUCCUUCUCGAACCCCAGCUACAUGCCUGAAUGGACAAGUCAAGAGUUAAAUAGACGAGUCAAGACUGAAGUGGGGUCUGACGUAAUGUUCUUUAAUUAUCCAUAGAUGGCAUGAAAAGAUGUUGACAAUGCUCCUACGCGGCUAUGCCCCGGACCGUUUGCAAUUCAAUUCAAUUUAAUUCUUAAAGAGCAGUUUUUAUUUUUUGUACCUAUUUUUGUUUGAAGUCAGCAAGAUAGGCAGUUAGUUAUAAUAUCAAAUUCUGAUGGAAAUACCGUGUAUAAAUAAAGUUAUCUAUCUACAUUUAUACUUGCCAAAAAUUUCGGACGUUUAGUUUUCGGACACUUUUUUUCUCAUUUCGGACAUAUUUUGGACCAAAAUUUCAGACACUUUGCUGAAACAUGGCAUAAGUAGAUUUACGCCUAUAACACAUGAACAUAAACUGAAACAACAUCUGUGAAAUUGAUAAUUUUACCGUACCCUCAAGGUUUUUUGUAAACGCAACAAAAAUUUCGGCUUUCCAGUGAUAUAAAGAACAACACUAAAGCCUAUAAUCCGAGUUCUAGCUUUGUAUAUCAUGUAUGUUGGCCUUGAAUACAUGUGAUGGCGUUGCCCAAGAAAGUACUUAAAAGUUUUAUACUGUACAGUAAAAAUUUUGGCCGCGUAAAAAUUUUGGACGGUUUUAUUUUCGGACACUUUUUUGUCUAAAAUUAAACUCGUCCGAAAUUUUUUUGCAGGUAAUGUAUCUAAGGGCUGGUCAUUUGUUAGCUGUGGGGGGUGUGGGGGUAGCCAUUUUACUUUCACAACAAGCUGUAAAUCCGGUAAGCUGUGCUGUCAAUUUCGUCUAGGUCUAUUCUUUCUUGCACACACAGAUUACCCUUCAGGCAAAUUUUAAAGAUGAUGUGUUUUGUGGGUCGAUUUUGCUGUUUUAAAUUGUAUUCUUUCCAUGAGUUAGUGACAGGCAAGGCUGUGCUCUAACAGUGCCCGGUCGCCUGAGGCGACUAACAUUUAGCUUCGGGCGAGUGAAAAAAAAUUCCCAGCCGCCCAGUCAACCUCGUCCCCAGGGCUUUUCCCUCAAAAAAUGGGUGGGGCGGGAAAAGGCCCUGGCAUCGGCUGGUCACGUGUCUCCUCGUACACCCUAAAAUCCUGGGUGUAAUAAAUUAGCGCCCUGUGAAAAGCUAAAAUUAUGCGUAACCUCACAGCGCACGAUCUUAGGCGACCUUUUAUAUCUCUUGACGAUUAACGAAAAGUUUUACAAGGUUUCCUUUUUGUCACAGAUACUGGCUAUGGUAAUUUUUUGCUUUCCUCCGAUGUCUAUGAAGGGGACAGCGAGUAACAUUUGUAAAACUUCUGUUUAUAGAGCGGUAUAAAUGACACAAGCUAUCGUACAUGCAUAAAGGUUGUACUGGAAAAGCCAGCUUUCUCGACUCUUCUGAUAUCUUAUUUCAUUUCUUGCGAAGUGGGCCGCCGUACACAGCCUUGUUCUAUUCACCUUAACUCUCAGCCAUAUCAUAGCGACACGCGUUGGUUUAGACUUAUCCUGUAUGACCCCGGGUAUGACCCGUAUUUUUAAAAAAAAUCAUUGACCUCUGCGAUCAAACGACUGGCAACAAAGAAAGACUUGGGUCCAUUUAAAAUCGACAGAGCAGUAAUUGAUUCCAACCGAUCAGUCGAUCUUCUCUUGAAUAUAAGGAAAAUCCUUUGUACUUAUCCUCGGAAGAGAAAAGAUAUAAGAGGUAUUGAAAUGUUUCAGAUCGGCGACCUGUCAUCGUUCCUGGCUGGAGGGUUGACUUGCAUCCGGCGCCGAGAUUUGUUUGUUUUAUGGUCGGGUUGUAGAGAAGACCAGACUCCAUAAACCAUUUUGAUGAACAAUUCUAUUUCAAUUAAGUUCAAUUUGUUUAAAUUCACUGCAGAUCCUGUAGGCAAAGGCCCGCAUUUUUGUUUGACAUUGGACAAAAUCACUUUCCGCUUGAUCGUACAGUAAUUCCACAGUCACGAUGAAGUUUAGUUGAAGUACUAGUCGAUAACAGCCAACGCUGAAGCAUUUGACAUAUUUUGUACGCCCUGUCAUAAACUUCUAGCAUUUGAAUAAUGCGCAGUUAAAUUGAUCUUAAGCUUUUGAAUCGCACACACGCGAAAAUAUUGACACAGUUCGCGAUGUUAUUAUUUUUCAUUGUUACUCCCUUCUGUCAGCGCAAAACCAGCGGGUUACAUAUAAAUUAGCUUCUCGCGAAUAUUUAGGCUGUACACGUGACCAGCCGAUGCCAGGGCCUUUUCCCGCCCCACCCAUUUUUUGAGGGAAAAGCCCUGGGGACGAGGUUGCCGCCCAGUGUACCGCUUCUUCUUCUUCUUGUACUGCUUCAAAAUAGUUUUAAAAUUUUUCCUUUCAGAUAGAAUGGUUUAUUAGGUACAGUUUUUAGGAGAAAAUACUUUUCUGACAGGUGUAGAGCACGGCUGGUGACACAGAGUAAUUUAUUCCGUGGGAUGUCUGUGGCAGUCCCACGGUAAAAAUCCUCUUUGGUUUGUUUUUCAUGGUACGAACAAAUUGCAAAGCCAGCCGAUAGGAUUGCGUAAAAUCUCUAUCGAUUAUUUCUUCUUCCAAGUCGACCAAUGGGAUUGUACAAAAUCUUUAUCGAUUUUUAAUCGAUUUGCUUUCUCUGAAGAACGUUUCAGAACGUCCUUGCCAAAUUUGUCGUUUGUCAGUUUUCCCACUCGGGGUUUAGGAUGGUUUGUUAACCAACAAAAUCCUUUGGGAUACUGGCAAGUCAAGGGAGGCGACCUAGGCCAAAUUAUUUCUUUUUAUUUUAGGUUUUUUCCCUUUCAUGAUUCUCUUUUGUUUAGGUCUAGCUUUUUCUUAAGGUUUUAGUAGCGUCUGGUUGGAGGGAUGUGAUUUCAAAUUAUAGAUUUUUCUAGUCGGAGUUCACCAGUUUUUGCCGAGCAGAGCUAGAGUUCAGUUUUUUCUUUUCAUAUCGAAAACACCUUGACGAUGGGAGGUUAAAUCGCGCAAAUUUCAACUUGUACCCUUGAUGAUUGGCGGUGAAAUCACGAAAAUAUUGUCUUUGUCGAUCGAAGAGCCCCUUUCGACAUAGAUUGGACUUCUGGAUGGGACACGGAUACGGACCUUAGCGAACUUGUUAUACCUUGGAAUCAUGGAUAACCAUUGGAACUAUGUUAACUUUGAGACCUUGAAAACACAUUGCAAUUAACUUUUAACCGGGUCAAGAGCAUCUUGGAGUAUUAAACUUUCAUCUUGGAUUAAAACACUGGAACUUAAUCAAACUUUGUAACCUUGGAUAGAGCAAACGGAUGUUUUGUUUUGUUUUGUUCCAUUAACCUAAAACUGCAAUGUUUAUUUCUCUUUGAGAAAGUUACCUGUGGCAACUUACUACCAAGAUAUGACGUAUCUUUAUACAUAUAGUUCCUGUUAGGUUCAUAAAAGUAUUAUGUUCUCCAUUACUUGUUUCCGUGAAUAUUCCAAUUUAAGUUACACGGGUAAACCUUUUUUUGAUGCAAAAUCACUGGCUUCUUUUUCUUUUUCCCAAAUCGUGCAAUGAAAAUAACUACAUGGCGAUAGAUCAAAACAAGAUAAACUCCAUCCUUGCGACCACUGACAACUAUAAAUUCAGUCAUAAGCACAUUAAACCAACCCACACAGGUAACCUACUCAUCGAUACUCAUGACAUGACACAUCUUUCCGAUUUCCCUAAUUUUUCCAAAUUCAGAUAGAAUGCCAUUAUGCUUCCAUAGACCAAUGCAUUCCACGGGAACGACUUUAGGCGUCUUGUUUUCGUAUAAAGUGGAAGUUGCUCUAUUGACCAGUAUGCAAACUUAAUAUUUUUACGGUUUUUGGCUGUUGUGUCUUCUUGGCUAACACAUAACUUAUGAUUGUUUUCUUGUUUCAAUAAUUGAGCUUCUUUUAAGAUAAUAAUUAUCUUCAAAGAAACUCAAUUAUUGAGAUUCACUAAUAAUGUAGAAAAGAAAAUUAAAGAUGACUUAUUUUUUAUUAAAACAAUAGGUUUGCGGCCGCAGCAGUUUCAAUGUUUCACUGUAUUUUUCAUGGGAACUUGAGUUUGAUCUGCCAUGUAAACUCUGUCACUUUAUAUUUCAUGCCACAUUGAUUCACCUUUUGAAAAUUUAUGUUCAAGUUUAGUAUUACUGGUAAAAUGCACAGUUUUCCUAUGUUUGACCCAAACAUCUUAAUGAAGUUUACAUAAACCUGCUGAAAUUUUUUAUUUUUCCCUCUUUAAAACCUAAACAAUUCCGCGGCAUUGCUCACGUUUCUGGUUUUAAAUCUGAAUGGCAUGAAAACUUGGAUGGGUUUCAUAAGACAACAUUCAGGUUUUUGUCGCACCCAAAAGCUAAAAUUGCCAGUUUUGGUGAUCAGCAGGCUAGUAAGAUGAGUGUGCUUACAAAAUACUUCUUCAUCAGAUUUACUCGGGCAACCAACUUAGAGGCCUGGGCACCCCAGCUGGAAUGUUUGGUGCCCGAAGGGCCCCCUGAAAUUUUUAUUCGGGUGACCAACUUUGAGGUCUGGGUGCCUUAGGGCGAAGUACAAAAAAAAUAUUCGCACAAGGGAAAAUUAAAUGAAAAAAGUUUAUGCACGCCAAUUAACCCUAAAAAAUUUUCAUGCUACAGCCUAAAAAAAAAAUUCCUGCGGCUCAAAAAUUCCCCACCUACCCCCAUAACUUUUCUAAUGGUCCGUCCCCAACCUUGGCAUGUUUUUUUGAUGGGGUCACUUUCUCAAAAUAUAAAAUCUGUGGGGGGCAAGAGAGAAUAAGGUGGGGUCAUUUCUAAAAAGCUAGGAUGAAUUUGGGGGGGAGGUUUGAAAAUAUUCUCAGCUUUCCCAAAGUGGCUCCCCCUCCCCCCCUCACAGCUUACAAACCACCAGGGCCCAGUUGUUCGAAGGCCAAUUAGCGCUUAACCCAGGGUUAAAUUUAACCUGGGUUUCAUUUUCUAGUGUUGAAAAGCAUUUUCUCGGAUAAUUUCCUCUGUUAUUUUUAGAGCUUCCAAUCAUCAACUUGAAGACAAAAAGAAUUAAAACCGACAUACUUUUUAAGCUUUCAAAUCUCAAUUUAAAUCUCGCACUUAACCCUGGGUUAUCUUAGAUAGAUAGAUAACUUUAUUUAUACACGGUAUUUCCAUCAAAAUUUAAUAUUAUCAGAAACUACCUAUCUUCCUGACUUCAAACAAAAAUAGGUACGAGAAAUAAAAACUGCUCUUCAAGAAUUGAAUUGAAUUGAAUUGAAUUACAAACGGUCCGGGGCAUAGCCGCGUAGGAGCAUUGUCAACACCUUUCGCACCAUCCAUGGAUAAUUAAAAAACAUUAUGUCAGACCCCACUUCAGUCUUGACUCGUCCAUUUAACUCUUGACUUGUCCAUUCAGGCGCGUAGCUGGGGUUUGAGAAGGGGUGUUCGUACUGAUACGAAUAUUUCGUAACAGUGGGAAAUACUGGUUAUCAAGCUCGAUCGUUUCGCACAUGGUGUAUUGAUGGAUUAUAACGUAAACAAACCGAUUCUUGUUUGGCAGUAUCGUUUUAAGAUUAACAUCUACCAGUGAACAGCUUCACAUCUGACCAAAUCGUUUGUAGUUUAGGUGAACCAUUUCACACAAAAAAAACAGACUAUUUUAUUUUAAGAAUGAUCAUUUCUUUAUUAUUUGAACCAUUUCCUAAUUCAUCACUAGACCAUUUGCGUUUUGUCUGUGCUAUUUGACAUGAUUGUAUUUUUGGUGGUAAUAGCCGCCCAUACAAACGUCUAACUUUUUGUGAGACAAACCAAACUUAGUGAGUUAAGUUCAUGAAAAGUUCAACAUCUGGGUCAGUUAAGUUUCUCUGAAUGAGUUUGGAUCAUCUAACACUUUCUAUCCAUCUGCUUCUGACGGAUAGAACUUCUGAAGAUCGGGAAUCAGCUGGUUUCUUCCCCUUUCAAGUUCACCUAGUUUGAAUUUGACCCGGUGUUUAGACAAUGGCUAAAUUUGCAAUAAUUUUUGUCUACAGACAUAACAAAAAAUUAGCCGUUGAGCCACUUUGUAUUAUUACAAACGUAAAAUUUAGCCAUUAAUUAACGGCUAAAUUUUACUAUUUAUACUAACCAAGAAUUUAGCCAUUAAUUAACGGCUAAAUUUUCAUUAACUAUCUACACAAACGAAAAAUUUAGCCAUUAAUUAACGGCUAAAUUUUACUAUUUAUACUAACCAAGAAUUUAGCCACUAAUUAACGGCUAAAUUUUACUAUUUAUACUGACCAAGAAUUUAGCCAUUAAUUAACGGCUAAAUAUUUCCCACAUAUAUAAGGAGACGGCUAAGUUUUUCCCACUAUAUAAGUGUCAUGCAUUUUACUUCAACUAUCUAUGAAGAAACAGCUAAACUUAGCCGUUAUCUAACGGCUAACCAUUUCCCACUAUAUAAGUAUCAUACAUUUUUAGCCGUUAAUUAACGGCUAAAUAUUUCCAACAUAUAAAGAGACAGCUAAACUUAGCCGUUAUUUAACGGCUAACCAUUUCCCACUAUAUAAGUGUAAUGCAUUUUUAGCCGUUAAUUAACGGCUAAAUACUUCAAAUACAUAUCAAGAGACAGCUAAACUUAGCCGUUAUUUAACGGCUAACCAUUUCCCACUAUAUAAGUGUCAUGCGUUUUUAGCCGUUAUUUUGCCCCUAGCGUAGGGCAAUUGCAGUGGUUCUGAAAAACAAUUCCCAGGGAGGAGGGAUAAUUUCCAUGUCAUUCCAUGAUUGGGCUUUGCAUUUCUUUCCAAAUUGAAACUUUUCUUUCCUGGCAAAAGCCCCCUUCUCUACCACCCUUACUUAAAACCAAGUAGACCACACAACAAAAGUCGUUUGCCCACGGCCUUCUCCUGGUUUUACUGGCUUCUGACGUUCUUUAUCCUUUGAUCUUUCCUCACAACCAUUUUGAAUGAAGAGACAAAAAAAAGGCUGUGAGCGAGAGUCACGUGCUAGCAUAAACACCCCAUCUUGGCCGAAUCAAAUAACGGCUUAAAGAACCGCGGAGCAGUUCUUUUAAUGUGAGGUCCGGUGAGAAGCGGGGUCUAAUUUCGUCGUUCUCUUUUAUUUAUUUAUUUAUUUUAUUUAUUUUUAUUCCUCCAAUUCCUAGCUGAUACAUAGUUAUGUAAAUAUAACUAAGAAAAAUAAUAUAGUAAGAGAUAAAGAUUUACAAAGGAAAUAAACGCGUAAAAUAGAAAUUACAACACUUAAAUUGAAUUACAUUGUAUAUUGGAAGGAGAGGAGAGGGGCACAUCUAGAUAAACUAAUAUUGUGCCCCUUAAAGUUAUGUAUAACAAAGGACUUAAGAUUAUUAAUAAAAAAGGAAAGGAAAAAAAUGACAAAAUAGCUCAGAAAGUUAUAGAAGGGAUAUUGAUUCAGUAAUCUCUCUUUGAGGCCGUUUAGAAUUAAAUGUCAAAUUACUGAACCUCCACUGUAAUUUUCAGGGAGUUAUAAUAACUCCUCUAGUGGGGCUAAUUUAACUCCUUACAGUGGAGUUAUUUUUCGUGGAGUUAUUUUAACUCCAAAAAGGAGUUUAAAGAACUCUUUUUCAGGAGUAAAAGUGACCCCAGAUAUUGAGGAGUUAAAAUAACCCCAAAAAAGGAGUUAUCCUGUACCUAAAAUUUUUACUCCACUUUCCCUGUAAGGAGUACAAGUAACCCCAUUUCGGAGUAAUUUUAACUCCAAGACUGGGAGUAAAAAGAACUCUUUUUCAGGAGUAAAAAUGACCCCAAAUUCGGAGUUAAAUUAGGAGUUAAAAUAACCCCAAAAAAGGGGUUAUCCUGUACCUAAAAUUUUUACUCCAUUUUUGGAGUUAUAAUAACUCCCUAAAAAUUACGGUGUCCCCACCCUCUCCCCUGCGCGGUCCUUAUAGUUCGUACAUAUUAAGCUGUUAUUUAAUGGCUAAGUUGAACCUCCUAAAAAAUAUGGCUAUGUUUGACCUCCUUAAUGUAUAUAUGUUGAAAAUAUUUAGCCGUUAAAUAAUGACUAAGUUUGACCUCUCUCAGGUAUAUAUUGGAAUUAUUUAGCCGUUGAUUAACGGCUAAGUUAAACCUCUAUAAACGAAAAGGAAAUAUUUAGUUUGACCUUCUCUCUAACCUAUAGUGGAAUUAUUUAGCCGUUAAUUAACGGCUAAGUUUAACUUCCUACAUAUAUAUAAAAUGAAAUGUUUAGCCGUUAAGAAACGGCCAAGUUUUACGUGCUAUACAUAUGUGUAUAAGGAAUAUUUAGCCGUUAAUUAAUGGCUAAGUUUAACCUUCUUUCCAUAUGAAUAGGAAAUGUUUAGCCGUUAAUUAAUGGCUAAGUUUAACCUUCUUUCCAUAUAUAUAGGAAAUGUUUAGCCGUUAAUUAAUGGCUAAGUUUAGCCUUCUUUUCAUAUAUUUAGGAAAUGUUUAGCCGUUAAUUAAUGGCUAAGUUUAGCCUUCUUUUCAUAUAUAGAGGAACAGUUUAGCCGUUAAUUAAUGGCCAAGUUUAACCUUCUUUUCAUAUAUAUAGGAAAUGUUUAGCCGUUAAUUAAUGGCUAAAUUUUACCUACUGUACAUAUAUAUGGAAGGAAUAUUUAGCCGUUAAUUAAUGGCUAAUUUUCACUUACUACAUAUGUAGAGGAAAUGUUUAGCCGUUAAUUAAUGGCUAAAUAAUUUCUAUAAGAAGGAAAAUAUUUAGCCGUUAAUUAAUGACUAAAUUCUCGGUUUGUAGAAUAUACAAAGGGACUUUAUGGCUAAAUUUUUCUUAUAACUGUAGUGUAAAUUUAUUGCAAAUUUUGCAUUUACACUGACCCCCAAGUUCUAUCAAGUGAUACUUUUAACACACAAAUAAUUACCUAUCCUUUUCUCAGCAUUCAAGGUCCAGUUCGACUUUCGAUUUUGAGUUCACACCUCAAGUUUUUUCGAGUGUAACAUUUGUGUACAAAAUGCACGCAGCAAAAUUAUGCAUCAGUCCAUUCCAGCUGUGCCCGGCACACCCCCAAUGUGGCACAAAUUUAUAAAGUAGGUGGAACUGUCUCAACAGUUUUGUCCAAGGUUGAAGCAUGAUUACCUUGGGUACCACAGGUUUUUCUCGCGUGCAACGGAGCGGUGCUUUUUACCGUCCCCGUUGACCUUUGAGCUUUUUCUCGGAUUAUAUUUACGCCAAUCAAAUUGGAAGUUUCCAACUGUGAUCAUGUGGACCAGCACGUGAAGAAAUGUCGCAUGACUCACAUUAUCCUUCAAUAUAGAAAAACAAGCUGAAGUUUAAGAUUCAUACUUUUAAGAGAAAUCAUGACUGAGUUACAUGGCAAUUCUCCAUAGUUGAUGUAGCUUAAGUUUAAGCUGCAAUCCAUUCUUGGAGAUUUGAUCUGAAAAUCACUAUCUGUGACAAUUUAACAUCCUGCUAAAAACGCUAACGAGGGUGACAAAAUAUUGCAGGAAACCGUUACAUUCACGGACAAAAAGAAAAUUGCUUAUUAUUAUUAGUCCAGUCAAUCUAGGCAUUUUCGAGGCUCAACAUCAAACUAAUUGCAACACAAUUGUUUUCAACGUCAUGUAAGUAAGGGCGGCCUAUCUAGCAACAUACUAAAAAUCCGCCAAAAUCCGUUCGGCGGAACAUGUCAAAAUGAAGCAUUAAACAUUUUGAGCUUUUAGCACAGGGCACCCACGUUAGUUGAAAUUAUACGGUUAAACAAAAAAUGCACAAAAUGUGUUUGUUGCUUUUAUGGGAAAGUAAAACAAGAAAGAAUAACUGCUACCUAGUUUUCGCUGAUAAAAACGAAGUGGUUCUUUUUUCAAAAGGGAUGAAUAUUAAACACGGUUGGCUUUCGCACAGGAAGCCCAUGUUGCACUCAAGGAACCCCAAAACAACAGGAGGCUUUCAGAGUAAUAGAAUGAAUUGUUGGCUGUAAAACUGAAACAAAUUUAGUCGUAAGGCUUUAAAUCUGAAAAAUGAAAGCCGUUACUCGAUCAUUAAAAGAUAUCUUUUUAAUCAGAUUUCUUUAGCUGCAAGGGUAAGAAAAAUAUAUAUCAGAGCUGGAUUUUUGAAUAACGUUACAGCCAAAAUAGAGCUCUCCCCUCAAACAGUUUUUUCUUUCAACAACUAUCUCUAAAGAAGUCAAUAUAAAAACUAAGAGUGCAGCCAUUCUUCUUCUUUCUUCUCCUCGUUUCUUUCUCCUCGCUUUUUCUAUUUUUCCUUUCCUUGUUCUUUUCGAGGAGGAUUUUUGGGCUCAUUUUCCUUUCGGCUUUUGGUCCCUGUCUCAGUGAAAAGACUGCAAUUUUCGUUCGGUACGUUUUCAAAAUCCAGCAAGAUGAUGCUUUGGCUUUUACGGUUACCUGUACAUUAAUUUUUGUUAACGUACCAGCAUCCUAAAAUAUACAAGUUUCACUUUUUCGAAACUUUUCAUUUUCUUCUUGUUAAAAGUGAAUUGGAGAGGAGGAGAGGAUAGUUCUAUUAAUUCUUUACGACGCACAACAAUGCAGAGUUUUUGAGCAGGUUAAGCUCCAAUGCCAAUGAAUUUGAUGAGAGGGAAAUGCCUUUUCAUUAAAGGAAAAGCGUUGUUACGUUUGCAAAGGUUAUACAAAGUUAUCGUCCGUUGCACUCAUUUAGUUGCACGUAUCCCGCAGCAUGGAUGCAAAUUUUCUAGCUGACUGAAGGUGAACAAAAUAUCAAAUCAAACUGUUCACCAUCAGUCAGCUACUAAAUUUGAUUCCAUGCUGCAGGAUAUAAAAAAAAAAUAAGAAGCCUGUAAAACUAAAAAUACUUUCUGCAUUUCUGAUAUUGCGCCAAAAAAAUAAAAUAGAAUUACUAAUAUUUUUAAUCAUGUCAAUGCAGACCGACUAAUAAUUUCCCUUUUAAAUACCGUCAUAGAAAAAAAAUUACAGCUUGGAAAACAGAGUGUGAAGACAAACGAGUGGCUGGGUAACCUGUGCAAAGCCGUCAAGACGAAACACUGACCCAGGUGUUUCUCACAUUUAGUCGGCGUUUUUAAGCCAAAACUACCCAAAAUACAUUACCGAUGUUGUAUCGAAAAUUCUUGAGGAAAAAAAAUUAUCAAAUGUUUUAUCUGAAUUUGUGAUCUUCCUGAAAUUGGGUUUCCUGUGGUGAAAGUUGCAAAUCUUUAUUGUCAAUUUUUCGCAUGUUUCACCGAACCGAUUUUGGCGGAUUUUUAGUAUGUUGUUACAAAGCCACCCAACAAUUAAAUGGCGUUGAAACAAAUUCUGUUGCAAUUAGUUUGAUGCUAAACCACAAUUUGACUGGACUAUAUGCAGAUCCAGGAGGCACUUUGGAGAAAUUAAACAACCUAAAAUCCUUAUUUAGCCGCAAUGAAGACUUUUACAUUUCAAAAGAGGUCAAAGAAAGUGCUCUUGCAUAAAAGGGCAAAUCAUGCCGAUCAGAAACAAUAACUGCAGAAAGUCAAUAUGCGUGUCACGACCUCUCAGUGUGAAAUAAGCGGCAAAAAUCAAAUUUGCUCAGUCAAAACGUGUUCCUCUAGAGCAUAGUCUACCCGCCAGAGAAAAAAUAAAUUCAUUGGAACAAGCAGCAUUUUGGCACGAGGUAAAAGUCGUGUGUUGCCUACCGACGCCCUGUUUAUACUAAAAAUACAUGUUUUGUUUAUAUAUUCCUAAUCCACCAAUACGAAUUAUUUCAAAACAUGUUGUAAUCGUUUCCUACACCAUCAAACCGUUCUAGUACACUGCUUAUGCUUUCCUUCAAUGCUCUUUCAAAACUUUCCGACGCUGCCAUCACAACACUUCUCGCAGGUACACUUACGUCAAGUCAACAGCACAGUUGGAAAUAUUCUUUCACCGGCUGGUCUAUUCUUGUCAACCAAUUGUAGCGUCUGUUAGUUUCAAAGUCCCCAAGGUGGUCGUUAGGAGCCAAUCAGCCGUCUUGUCCAAAAUCUGGACCAACUGAUUUAACCGUACUAACGAUUGGACCGGCGCCAUCAAAGCAAUAGCGCUCUGCUCCAGAGGCUUUUCGCGGGGGUCACUAUAAAGACUGACAGAAACCGGUAACCGCGCUAGAAAAAGUCUCUGGCACCCAGGGUAAAGCAUGAUAUGCUACACAUGAAAUAUAUUGUAGUUGUUCUUUUACCAUUGAGAUGAAACGAUAUACUACAUUUCAGUUCUAUGUUUUUAUUUUGUUAGGUUUGAAUUUGGUUUGCAAUGUCACGACAAAGGCAUAAUCAAAAGAUGCUAUCCACAACAGCUCCUUCACUGAGUAAAGAUGAGGUAUUAAAGUGUACAGGACAGAAAGAUAACUUUCUGCAGUUUGCCCGACUCAUAAUGGUUGCAGGUACUCGCCUUUUCAGAGACCUUUUUAACCAUGUGUGUCCACCUGAAACGCUUCGUGAGAAGCUCAGCUAUCUUGUUAAAAAACUUCCACGGGUAAACCACCAGGAACGUAAACGCCUGUACCCAUUAGGAGGAAGGUGUGUCACAUCUGAUGACUUUGACAUUUGCUUACUUUUUAAAUUGCUUCAAGUAUGUGGUUUCGAAGAACCAGAUGGUGGUUGGGAUGAACUUCCUAAAGAAAGUGAUCACAAAGUAUUAGAUGAAUUGGUAAGGAUCAAGUAUUAUCGAAAUCAAAUCUGUCAUCCAUGUUAUAACCACGAAAUUAGCGACGAAUCAUUUUUUGAAUUGUGGGAGUUCAUCAAAGGUGCUAUGAUCGGAAUUGCAAAGUAUCUUCCAGAGGGAAGUGAACCGUGGGAGUCAGCAAUUGAUCAACUUUCCAAGCUUCCCAUAACAUCAGCGGAGGAACAAUGUGCAAAGGAGUUAAAUGAGUGGUACUUUCGUGACAUGGACUUCAAGAAAGAAUUGCAAGAGGUCAAGAAUGUUUGCAGCCAAAUAUAUCUGGACACGAAAAAACUGUCGAAAGGUAUGUUCAAUUUUUUUCUGAAUAAUAGCAAUAUAAGAAGGUGUGAUAAAUCCACCCCAGUGUGCAAAGAAAGUCGUGUCCGAUAGCCCGUGGCUAGUGUAUUUUGCUAUCGGGCUAGUGAUUUUUGUUCUUAACUUGCCAAGUGCUGUUUUUUGGCGAAAUUCAAAUUACAGGAGGAUUGUAAUCAAUCCUGCUCAUCGAAAAGGGUCUUGGGGCUAGUUGAAAUGACUUGUGAGCUAGUACAUGCUAGCUACAGCUUGCCCGAAUGGCAGGCUGGAAAACUGACUCUCUUUGCACCCUGCACCCGUAGUCCACAAGUGCAGAAGUUUACAAUGCAACAAGAUGCUGUAAAAGUGUUCACCUUAUCUUUUAAUGGCGCAGUUAGCUACGCUUGAAAUAUGAGGUUAAGUAAAAACAGCAACGAGACAUGUGGUCCGCAAUCGGCAUGGUAGACGACCUCCAUAGUGUGAGCAUAAAGCCUAACUUAUACACCGUAUUCACAAAUGGUGAGCUGGCUUUUGAACUCGGUAUCAAUGUUAAGUUUGGGCCAACAUGUUUGCCGCUUUUCUCCAGCCAUCGCCCACUUGUCGAGCUUCUGAUGCUUCGGAAACCUACAAAAUCGUCCUGUUUCCUUGAAGACAUACGCGUCCCUUUUGAUUGCAAACAGCAAAUCAGUACUAAACAUUAAAAGCAGAAGACAUCCCACGUAAUUGUAUUUAAAAAGAAGUCCGUACAAAGUUAUUUUAGGUGGAAUCCGUGCUAAACACUCUGCAAGUUCACUGAAAGUCUUCAUUUGCAAUUUUUGUUUACCCUCCAACGCCUCGCUUUCAUGACUAGGCACCAGUUUUUUCCCGCGUGUCCGCCAUUUGUGAAUACGGUGUAUCUCCCUGGCGUUAUUUUUAAAGAUCCACGCGGGAUCGGACAAGUUCUAGUUUAUGCAUCGUCAGAAGAAAAGUCAUUUGCUGGACCAGCUCAAAGUAUGCUUUUUUCUAAUUGAUGCGACAAGAGGAGCCCGCUGUCCUAAUCUUCAGGUUGUUAUUACGCAUGCGUCACAUGUAUGUAGGCAGCACUCGUUUGGACUUCUACUAAGAAUUUAUGGAAUGCACAGAACGCACUAUGAUCACGCGCGUUUGGACCUUCUAACACUCGUAAUCUGAUCUCGUGUGUUUUGAUCAUCUGUCACGUGAAACUUACGCAAGGCACAGCGCUGGAGAAAAAGCGUUUUGACCUUCGAUCGUUGUCGCCCGCUCUCCGUAACCUUUGGUUGUUACUAGUUUUAAUUUGAUCAAGUUUACGUGAUAGGUGGAGUGGCCCGUCGAGGCGGGUUGUUCAGACCAGCCGGGGUCAAAUUUUGUUAUUUUUAAGGUGGGUUAGCCCGCCUAGCCGGGGUCAGAUUCGUAUUUACAUCAGAACAACUAACUUUGUAGCUUUGUAGACUUAUCGUAUCGUUAAAAGUAACAAUAGAGAGCCACAAUACUGAAAGGUUUAGCAAAAGCAACAAGCUUAAGUAAGAGCCGACAGAAAAGGAUCAGGGCCCCAAAACACGUCGUUUUCCCGCCAUUUUGUUUUGUUUACAUUCAUAGCGACCACCAGGCUAAUAAUCUUGACAAACUGCACCCGGGAUGGCAGGGUCGUAAGCUGGUUACCUUGACCUGGUGUCCCCCCAGCUCCAUGUAAACAGGCCCUUAACCACCGUGAAUAAAUUCCACGAGUUUCCUGCAGUCAGGACAUCCAAAGUCGGUCUUAGUGAAAUUGCAUAGCCUGUUUAGAACGAAAGACCUUGAAAACCAUAUUCUCUUUAGCAGCAAGCUAGUCCAAAUGGCCAAAUAUUGAAGUGCCCAUCACGUCUAGCCUACAAAGUAACAGGCUAACAGAUAAAGCAAGACUGGGAUAAAACGCAAAGUUAACUUUUCAAAAGGCACUGCGUCUUUCUUCUUCGGAGUCUACCAAAUAAUGAUUCUGGUUAAUUUAAAAAGGAAGGGAUGGCGGGCAAUAUAUAAUCACACUGAUAAUCAUGAUAAUAACCUGAUAUACUAUAAAAGAAAAAUGUUAACUUUAAAAUAAGAAAACAAAAAAUUAGAAAAGUUUUAUUAAGAAUUUUUUUUUUAAAUAAAGGAACUUGUAACCGCUGGUUCUUACUGACAAAAUGAAAAGCUAAACAGGUACUACUUGCCUCAUGAUCAUUAUAGUUAUAUUUUUGACAUAAUAAUUAUAUUUGUUUGCUAUAUUACAUAUCAUUUAGAAAUGGCAGACUUAAAAGCCUCCGUUGCAUCAAUUAUCGACUCUUCGGGCAACAACAACAGUAACAGAGAUCCACCAGCGAUCGAUGCCAAAAACCUGCCAGCCAAGAGACUGUUAAAGACAAAGCUAGGAGAUCUUCCCUCAAAGAGUAGAGAACUUACCAAGCAAUUCUUCCUUGAUGCCAUUGAUAUAGAAAGGGACGGUGUCGGUAAGAUAAAUUACCCUUUUUGAUUGAAGAAAAUAUUUAAAAAAAUGAUCCCUUGCCUACAAAGUUAAGCAUAUAUGCAUUCUUUUUUCCUUGAUAUGGGAACAGCCCCGCCCCACCACAUGCGCUCAGUCGAAGUUACGAAACUAUGCAAGUAUAGAGUAUAAAGAACUCUAGUUGCAGUUUUGACUUGUAUAAUUGAGUUAACUAAUUAAUACGUUUUAUUGACUCCCUCAGGUGAUUGCUGUAGGGUGGUCUUUUUUACAGAGUUAAAACUGUCCUUGCAGGUCUCUAUGCAGCCGUGUGUGCCUUGAGUAUGGAAUGUGUCGUCGUUAAAAGAGUUUUCGACUUUGCUGAUGGGAAGCUUAAGAAAUCUGACACAGAUGCCUGGAGACCAAAUCAUGCAAGUGUUAUGGCCGCUUCUUUAACAGUUCACAUCCUCGGUAAUCCUAUGGCUUUCCAACACGUGCCUCAUUAUAAAGGUAACUGCUACAACUCUCCCCACUCCAGAAGCUAUAAGGGAAAUGGGUACUAGCUUAUAUGAUUCCUACGUAAGUUUAGUAACAUCUGUAAACCUGAAGAAGGCUGGUAUGGCCAGCCGAAAUAAUGUUAUGUUUAAAAAACAAUACACGUUGUUCUGAAUCAGCUUUGCAGUAGUCUUUGGACUUCGUUCUUGGGACCGUUUGUGCCGUGAUUGGUCGAUGGUAUUCAAGGCAACCAUUAACCAACCAUAAAUAUAUAGAUUUAGCCAGGGCUAAAAGCGAAGCUCCCGUUAAUAAAUUCAUAAUUUAAAUCAAACAAUAAACUUGUAAUCCACAGAUCAGGGCACAUUCAUUUGACUUUUGAGGCAAAAGCUGAGUGAUUUUAGAGAAAAAUCAGAAUUCGACCGUCCAAGAGUGAAACAAAUUUUACAUCAAGUUACUUGUACACCGAAAAAUACCAAUCAUGUUCGAUCACAGUAGAUUAGGCCUGGAAAACAAAUAGACCUAUUCGUGUAUUGUAUUUGCAUUAGCUGUAGCAUCAUAAUGUGGCAUUCACCAGUCUCUCCAACAUUGCUCCGUUAGAGAGACUAUGGAUAAUAUUAUUGGACAACCCCGAAAUAUAAUUUUAAGAAACACAUGCGCCACGAUAGUCCUUGGUGGCAGCCAAUUUACACGUUGCAUUCCUCUGUCUAAAAGAAAGGCCAAAAUAAAAAUCAGGCCGGAUUUUUUGUGUUCGACAAGUUUAGUUUACUAGUAAAUCUUGGUGACGAAUCUGGUGGCGUGUAAACCAGCCUUUUAAACAUACUUUUUCUCAUCACGUCUCAGGUAACCAGUACACAGACCUCGGACAGAAUUUGUUCUUUUUUGCCCUAUUUAAACUUAUAAUUCUGCAGUUUUUCACGAUUUUGCAAGAGAAUUUGCACUCAUUCAAUAUCCACGACGAUCAAAGCACGCGCUUCCUUUGCACAACAAAUUAUAGCAUUGAAUUAUAAAACGUUUUCUGUUAGAAAAAUCUGGUCCUUAAAAUCACUUUUCGGCCAGCCGGAUGGGUUCUCACUUUUGACAGGCACCAAAUUUGCAGUGCGAUUAAUAGAGUUACCAUUUACGCUUCAACAUGAUAGAGAAAUUGUUAUGUUUAGGUUUUAUUUCCCUUUAUUCAUUAAACUGUGUAUGAUUUUGUUUUGUAAUCUUUAAAAGCGAGUAAUAUUUACGCGCGGCGUUUUGAGUAUUCCUACAUGCAAUGUUUAUGUCUGGAAACAACCGGUGCAGCGAUGAAAACUGCGAGAGGGACUACUAACAAUCAAUAAAAUAAGUUUAAUUCGGUGAAACAUGUACACAGACAAUAAUUUUCAUUCACGAAGAGAAGUAUUGAGAGUAAAGUGUCUCAGAAAAUCAUGAGUCAGGCAAGCAUAAGCUUAUUUAUGUUUUAAGCCGGCUUCCCGGUGUUCGCUCUUUUUCAAGAUGAACUCGAGGCAAGAAAAUCGCUCAGAGCUUUCUGUUUACAGCCCAAAACAUAACUAAAUAAUCUUCGGAACCUUUUCUUUGAAUUUGCGGGUCAAAAAAUGUCUAAAGGCUUUUUAAACCUGAUACUAUUGUAGGUUAGAUCAUUGCUCGUGUUUUAACUUAAGCCGCAUAAACCAUACGCUCGACUUCAGGAAACCGAAAAAAAAAAAACAUCAAAAACAAUAAUGGCUCAAGCUUACCAGUCGAGAUGCUGCUUCUGAAGGUCAUCAAGUGUUCCAGAAUCGCUUGGGACUUUUCAACCUUCUUACGCCUCAAGUAAGGGCAAGCGAGUAAGCUCAUUUUUGAAAACAAUGCCAUCCGAAAUCGGAUUUCCAAUGACUUUGACAAGCGGUGCAUUUGUCAACAAAAAGCGCAAUAAACAAACCAGCCACGAAUUACAUGUACAGAACAACCUUGAUAGCAGCUGUAUUUCAUUUUUUACACCAAGUAGAAAAAGACAGUUUAAAGCAUCACAAGAUGGCACAAAACUCUCUCAGCUCCAGCUAUCAGUAAGCAAGUUUCCAGACGCUGCAAAAAUUUUCCGCAUAAACUCACCUGUCAAAUUUUGACCAAUCAGAACAUAAAAAUUGGACGUAGAGCGUGAUCAACGCGUGACAGUGAGAAAAGUCAAAAGCGAUUGCCUUCCCUGCAUGUAAAUGUAAAAGCCGGUUGAAUUUUCGUGUCCGAGAUCAGUUCGAAAUCAACAUUUUAAAAGUGCGGCUCAUGAAACACGACUUAUUUCAUACGCAUUUUAAAGGUCGAUACCUGAGCCCGCGAUACGGUCAGGCGAUACUGGUCAACAGAAACACUGUUUUGACAGCUGUCAAUUAAUCAAAACAUGGAAGUACAAUAUCAGGUUGCAAGCUCCCAAACUAGCUAGAAAGUGUGAGAUUAAACAUUGGUAUGCCUGUGGUGCGGACGGACGGAGGGUCGGGUGGUCGGUGUACGGUCACGUGAUUGCCGAAUUUUCUAGGAUGGAUAGAUUUUCUAUAAAGCUAUGGGGCUUCGAAUUGAGCCCGUGAUCAAAUAAAAUAUCAGCGCAAAACUUUAAACACUACGUGACCUCAAUAGAUAGAAAAAUGAGCCCGCGAUCCACUCAGGUGACGAUGGUCAGCGUAUACUCUAGUUUGACAGCUGUCAAUUAACCUUCAUUAGAAUGGCGAAUAUUCGAAUUAACAGACCACGAGUGUGAGUAGGACAUUUCCGUCCGGCAUGUAGUGCAAAAUGCCAGAUCGUGUACCUGAGCGAACCUGAGCCCUUCUGAUAGCGGUCUGCACAUGUCCCAUUUUGACAGCUGUCAAUUGACCUUAAUUUGGCCUGCCAAUGUAACUUUAAACGACUGUCAGCCAACUGACAGCCUUGCCCGGCGUAGUUUCGUUUUUAUGUUGAAUUGGUAAGUGUGACAUAUUAUAUCAGCUUAUAUAUAGGGGCAAAACGACUGGUCUUUUAUCUGAGCCCGCGAGACGGUCAUGUGAUAAUUGUCAGCGGAUGUCUGAUUUUGACAGCUGUCAAUCUAAUCGUACUCAUACGGAUGGCUUACAUAACUAAGAGGCUAGUCAAGUUGUGCAAGAUCUAUUGUGACAUUUGACAUCGGCUUACAUGAAGUGUGUGUACGGACGGGCGUACGCUACGUCAUAACCAAAUUUUCUGGGAUGGAUGGUUUACCAGAUUUUCUUACCCAUGGUGCUCCGCUGCGCGCGCGCUUCGCGCGCGCGGGAGCUCCGCUACUAACUCUUGUCCACUCAAACGAUCCCAGAAAUCAUUGCGCUUAAAGCUAGUACCCAAUCCCCUUGAAGUGGGGGAUUUUCAUUCAUUGAUCAUGUUUCAUUAGGUGUCCUAAUUACAAUUUACAAUUCUCUUAGCUAACCUGUGUUUGACUACUCGGUGACAUUGUUUGGGACAAAUUAGAUCAGGGACUUGCUACUAAACACCUGAUAUUGCAACGUAAUAAUAUAACCUUCCAGUGUUACGAUGUGCGUUCAGCACAAAUGCGAAGGGGAGGUCUCGCCUUAAGGCGGCGAAAGCAUUUUUAAAAACCUUGUACAAGUGUUUGAUACAGUGAAUCAAAUGUACUUAGUAAUGAAGAAGCCCUCGCGAGUAGACCAGUUAGUGGCCUUCUCACUCAGGGUCACUGUGUGUGGAAAAAAACAUAAAAUACUCUUGUGAUUCAUAAGUAUACUAAUGAAAAAAGUCCACAGAUAAUAGGAAAUUGUAAUCUUCUCUAUGAAUAGUCUAUGUAUGUUAUUCGUCUUUUUUGCAGGUGCAGUGACAAAAGAUGUUGAAACCCAGACAGAGAUAACCAUGAAUGAUAAAUUGUUCCAACAGUCCGUUAUUACUACAUGCCAGGGAGAGAAUCCAGACGGUAAGGCACUUCGAUAUGGUAGCUGCUAAUAGACAUUGAAAAUAAAUUUCACCACCUGAUUAACUGAAUUUCAUAAAUAGAAUUCACUCCCACUGUCCACACUUCAUCAAUGAAACAGUCGCGUGCCCAGACUUCUCAGGUAAAGCACGCGUUCCACUAUUUACUUCUAUGGGUAUUGCCUUACCACGGAUGAAGUGUGGAGUUUUUUAUUUAGUAAUAAAAUGAAUAAACAUAGAUGGUUUUCAAAACUGCAGUUGAAAUAAGCUCAUCGCUAUAGCCCACGUUCGAUUAUAUCAAAUUCUAAGGGACCGGUCAUUAUUUAUCGCUUGGGGGAGGGGGGGGGGCGGAGGCUUUUAGGGGGGAUCAUUUGAUUUUUAGGAAAACAGAAGGGGGGGAUCAGUCGUAACUGAGAACCCAAAAGGGGGGAUCGCUGAAAACUUUGGAAGGAUUCAGAGGGGGGACCACUCAAAUUUGCUUGGAAAAUGAAGACAUGGGGUGGAGGGAUAAGGAAAGUCAUCAAAAGUUAUUAGGGGGGAUCACUUCAGUGAAAUAACAUUCAAAGGGGGGAUCGGCUAAACUUGCAAAUUUUUCAAUACUCUAUUGUCACGCAAUUCCCAGAAGAGACUUGAGCACAAAGUAAAUCAAACCAAAUGACGAAAAAUGACCAGAAAGCCUCAGCGUCAUGUUAAAAUUUUAAUAUGUCGAACGUGGACUAUUUAAGUCGCCGAAACUGGAUGUUAGAGGGGUGGGAAAAAACUUUGUUGGUUUCCAUUUUUGUUUGUACUUGUUGCUGUCUCAACAGGGCAGUCAUUGGAAGAAGGAUUGAAAAGAAAGGCAGCAGAAGACAUUGAUCGGGUUGCCAAGCGACCAAAGUAGACUAUAGACCCAGUAAGUUAUGACUAUUUUAGGCUAUGCCCAUAAUCUCGUACCUAGGUCUUACCCUUUCUGCUGAAUAGGAAAAGAUGCACGUAAUGUGAUGAUGCAUACUCUGGGGAACAGUUCCUUCAAAUUUCGUCUUCACCGCGUGCAUAUUUGCGCAUAACGCGCGGAAAGACAAAGAGAGAAUUUCAUUGAGUUUAUCAAAUGUCCUGCAUUGGGAAAACAAACGAUCUAAAGAGGUCUUUUAAACAUGAUUUAAUUUUUAUCAGCUAACCAAAAGGCCUUUUUUCGAGGGACAGCUGUUGAUCGUUUGGGAGACAAAAAAAAGAAACAAAGUCAGCAGGAAUGACUCCGCAUUUCACCAUCUUGUUGGUAGCCCUCUCUCCUCCCCUGAGAGGCCUCUUUGAGUCGUAGGGAGGCUGUGGAGAAGGGAAAAGAAAAUUGCUAUUUUUAGUGGGAUACCCGGAGGGGGGGAAGAAUCUGCGGAGGAGAGAUUUGGUAAUCCUUAUCUACUCAGGCGUGGACCUGGCGUUUCGUCAGGUCCAGUAAAGGGCAGAUAAUACGCCAUCCCGCACGCCACAUGACAGAUAUGCCUCGCUGAUGACUCCUACCUGAGGUGGAACCAGGGUCCGCACAGUCUUGAAAAGUCCUUUUAAUUAAUUUUCUUGAACUUUGACUGUAGUUGCCUGGAAAGUGUUUUUUGAUGCUUUUUGGUUGUCCAAGACAGAAUAUGAAUCAUAGCUCAGAGAAUUUAAAGGUUAUUUACACAAAGAGCUCAACGUGUUAUGCAAUAAUUAACUAUCAAUUUAAGACAAGUGAACUGAAAAAUGUAGAGAAGUUGGUGAAACAAACAGUUCCAGCCUUAAAGCCUUAUUAGAAUAGACUGAGAAUGUGCAUUUUUGUAGAAUCUGUGAAAUUACAUUGGUAGUAGGUGGUCCUUGAAAAUCUAAUGUGGUCACUGAAAAGUCCUUGAAAAAUGGUUGCUAUUUUUUGUUUGAGCCCUGGGAACCCCGGGGGCGGAACUAAUGCUGGAGUCAUUAUCACCCCCAUAAGCACGAUCCUUUAAGCCUCCGUCAGGUAGACGGAUUUUUUGGUGUGUUUUUCGUUCGUUUUUCAUUAAGUAACCAUUCAAACGAGAAAACGAUGGGGAAGGGGGCGAGAGAAAAACUCCCAGUCGGUUUUCUCGGUUUACCUCUGUAUAACUUUCGCGCGGCAUUGUCUCUUUCUUUACGAACUAUAAACUCAGAAUACACCAAUAAACUGCCUGCUUCGCACUCAACGAUCCUUUUGGCCAGCGCCACCUGCGGCCGUAAUGUGUAGCUGGAUAAGAGCUUUGGGCAGGCGUAUCGAGAAAACUUAGCAUUCACUAUCACUUCAUUUUUGCUGAUGACGCUGGUUUUCUUUAAGUUGUAUUUUAUCGUUAAAGUUAUUGACAUUGUUUUUUACUUAUCCACAGCAUUUGCGUUAUGUCGAGACUUCCACACCAGAGCAGUCCAUAGAAAUGGUGUCAAGCAGGAAGCAAUUAUUUUUUUAUUAGUUCUUGAAAAGUUGUGUUUUAGUUCAUAGGCGACUGAAUAAAAUAAGGCAGGCCCUAAUGAAAGCAAAAAAAUGUCAAUUUCUAAGAACUGGCAGUUUUCAAUCCGAUUUCAACUAAAAGCCUUUUUGCUGUUGAAAACGUCAGCCAAUGAAAUUUCUCUUUGGCUCUUACGGACCGGUCAUUAUUUAUCGCCUUUGGCGAGGGGGAGGAUUUUAGGGGGGAUCAAUUGAUUUUUGGGAGAACAAAAGCGGGGAUCAGUCGUAACUGAGAACCCAAAAGGGGGGUUCGCUGAAAACUUUGGAAGGAUUCAGAGGGGGGACCACUCAAAUUUGCUUGGAAUAUGAAGACAU
This is a messenger RNA of Porites lobata, 28363 nucleotides long. NCBI's taxonomy places the organism in Eukaryota, Metazoa, Cnidaria, Anthozoa, Scleractinia, Poritidae. The record is from the annotation of a GenBank genome assembly.